AUGGGCAGCAUUGAACCAGACUACACCUCCAAAAUCGCCACCCUCACCGAAAAAGUCGCCCAGCUGGAGCGCCGGCUGCAAGCACAAGAGGACGUCGAGGCGGUACGGCACCUGAUCGACCAUUACACGGCGCUGCAUGACCAGGCGUUCACAGACCCCGCGGCGCUGCAGCAGUGGGAGGACCUGUUCACCGAGGACGCGCACGUCAAGUACGCGUUCGGCGAGCACUUUGGCCGUAAGGGGCUGGGCGCCUGGGCCUGGGGCCCCGAGGUCGCCCAGUACGCCCAGUGCCAUCUGCAAUCAAGCAACUUCGACAUCCACUUCAGUCCGGACCGCCAGCUGGCCUUCGUCCGCAGCAACGGCAUCACCCAUUGGCUGUACGAGCGCGACCAGCUCGACAGGCACUUCGACGCCGGCGCCGUCUAUCGCUGGACCAUCCGCCGCGAACCGGACAGCACGUGGGCGAUUUGGAAGAUUGACCUGUACUGUGCCUGGAUGACCGGGCAGGAUCCGAACGGUGUCAGUGGUGGCGGGAAAACCAAGUGA
Messenger RNA from Fonsecaea erecta, 546 nucleotides. RefSeq lists its product as hypothetical. Bases 1 to 546 code for a protein of 181 amino acids. NCBI's taxonomy places the organism in Eukaryota, Fungi, Ascomycota, Eurotiomycetes, Chaetothyriales, Herpotrichiellaceae. The record is from RefSeq and is a predicted model, not a curated record. The transcript has a single exon.